AUGGCGUCUGUCUACGAGGAGAUUGUAGCAAAUCAACCCUUAGUUAUUGACAACGGAAGCGGCUUUCUUAAGACUGGUUUCGCUGGAGAUGAUGCGCCUAAAGCUGUCUGCCCCGCCUUUGUUGGGAGACCGAAGCACAAGAGGGUGAUGGCGGGAGCAGUAGAAGGAGACAUCUUCGUUGGCCCCAAGGCAGAGUCUCUGCGGGGUUUGCUGUCUCUUCGCUAUCCGCUGCGCCACGGCAUAGUAGAGGAUUGGUUCGACAUGGAGACGCUCUGGGCCUUCGUAUUCUCGCACCUCAACCUCAACUCAGAAGAACAUCCGGUUUUACUAACUGAGAGUGCCCUGAACCCGCGGAGACAGCGCGAGAAGGCAGCAGAGAUUUUCUUUGAGUCCUUUAACUCUCCUGCUUUGUUUGUCUCUUCUCAGCCUAUCCUCGCCUUGUACAGCAGCGGGAGGACUACGGGCUUAGUGUUAGAUGUUGGAGACGGUGUCUCUGUAGCUGUUCCUGUUGUUGAGGGUUUCGGUAUAACGCAUGCAAUUAAAAGAGCAGAUAUAGCAGGACGAGAUGCGGAGUUUGAGAUCGUGCGUCAGAUAAAAGAGCAAGCUUGUUACGUCGCCUUCAACCCGCAGAAGGAGGAGACAAAUGCAGCAGACAGCAGCGGGGGCGGCUACCCCUUUCAACUGCCGGACGGCACUUCUAUUGCUGUCGGAGUAGAACGAUACAGAGCCCCUGAGAUUUUGUUUCACCCGUCUCUGAUUGGUUUGGAGUACCCAGGUAAUAUAAUUCUUUACCUGUACAUACACCUCAUGCAGCAGCAGCAGCAGCAACAGCAGCAGCAGCAACAGCUGCAGCAGCAGCAGCAAUAG
This is a messenger RNA of Eimeria acervulina, 867 nucleotides long. Its product is annotated as actin, putative. Bases 1 to 867 code for a protein of 288 amino acids. The transcript has 7 exons. NCBI's taxonomy places the organism in Eukaryota, Apicomplexa, Conoidasida, Eucoccidiorida, Eimeriidae. The record is from RefSeq and is a predicted model, not a curated record.